AUGGCGGACACCGGGGACGGUAUCCUACAUCGUAUAUUCGUAUAUGGAACAUUGAAGAAGGGGCAACCGAAUCAUAAUCUGAUUACAAACCCGUAUAACGGCACAGCCAUCUAUAUUGGCAAAGCUCGGAGCGUAGAUCGCUGGCCAUUGGUAGUGGCUUCUGCCCUUAACAUCCCGGUAAUAUUGGACAAGAUUGGGCAUGGCCAGGAGAUACAAGGCGAACUUUAUGACGUAGAUGAUAACAAGUUGACGUCAUGCGAUUACCUGGAGGACCAUCCAAGAUGGUACCUGCGACGAAAAAUAGAUGUGGAGUUGUCAACCAAGCCUGUGAGACGAGAGCACGUGUGGGCUUAUGUUAUGCAUAAUUUUAAAGAGGAGUUCCUAGAUCUACCGAUGUUAAAGAGUUAUGAUGCAGAGGAUUUUAAAUUCAUUCUUCCUUCUGAACGUUCUGGUUUCAAAGAUGUAAUUUCUCUCUUCAAACGAUAA
Molecule: messenger RNA, 486 nt
Organism: Saccoglossus kowalevskii
Lineage: Eukaryota; Metazoa; Hemichordata; Enteropneusta; Harrimaniidae
Product: putative gamma-glutamylcyclotransferase CG2811 pseudogene
Source: RefSeq, a predicted model, not a curated record